GCAAGCCCUGCCCCUGCCUUGUUCUCUGACUUCACUGCGUAACGGAACUUCAAGGUUCCGUCUUGAUUGUUUUGCUUCUUACAGCAACGGCCUUAGCUCAAGCUUUUGGGCGUAGGGGGCUCGUCUCUGGAAAUCUGACAUUCAUAAUAUUACGAGACCAGAAUGUCCAAACAACAGGUGGCAGUGGAGCGAGCCAGGAAGGCCUUCCGCACUGGCAGGUCGAAGCCCCUGGAGUACCGUAUUCAGCAGCUCAAAAACCUCCAGAGGCUGUUUGAGGAGAGAAAGAAGGACAUUGCUGAAGCUCUCAAGAAGGAUCUCAAAAAGAGUGAAUAUGGCAUCCCGCUGUACGAAACCCUUGGGCUGGAGGGGGAGAUCAAUUUGGCCGUCAAGAAGCUCAAGGAGUGGGCAGCGCCGCGUCCCGUUACCAGGAACCUGCUCACGAUUUCGGACGAGGUGUACAUCCGCCCCGAGCCCCUGGGGGUCGUACUCAUCAUCGGGGCAUGGAACUAUCCGUGGGCAGUCACCAUACAACCCCUUAUAGGGGCCAUUGCAGCAGGUAAUGCUGCUGUGAUAAAGCCCUCAGAAGUCAGCGCCCACACGGCUAAAGUCAUGGAAGACCUAUUACCCGUUUAUAUAGAUAAGGAGCUGUAUCCCGUGGUGACCGGAGGCGUCGUAGAGACCCAGGAGCUGCUGAAGCAGCGCUUUGACCACGUCUUCUACACAGGCAACUGCGCCGUGGGGAGGAUCGUGAUGGAGGCCGCCGCUAAGCAUCUCACCCCCGUCACCCUCGAGCUCGGGGGCAAGAGCCCCUGCUACAUCGACAAAAACUGCGACCUCACUAUCGCCUGCCGCCGCAUUACGUGGGGAAAGUAUACCAACUGUGGGCAGACGUGCAUCGCUCCCGACUACAUCCUGUGUGACCCCGGCAUCCAGGACAAGGUGAUAGAGGAGCUCAAGAAGAGUGUGAAGGAGUUCUAUACGGAAAACCCCAAGACUUGUCCAGACUAUGGACGCAUCAUCAACCAGCGGCAUUUCAAGCGAGUGUUGGCGAUGACAGAGGACAGCACAGUAGCUCUGGGAGGAGACAAUGAUGAGUCUGAAUGCUACAUAGCCCCCACUAUUCUGAGGGACGUGAAGCCAGAGGCCAAGGUGAUGCAGGAGGAGAUCUUUGGACCCCUGCUGCCCAUCCUGCCGGUGGGAGGUGUGGACGAGGCCAUCGACUUCAUCAAUGACCGGGAGAAGCCCCUCGCCCUCUAUGUGUUCACCCAGGACAAGAAGCUGAUAGAGCGCAUACGAGACGAGACCUCCAGCGGUGGUUUCCUUGCCAAUGACACUCUUGUACACUUCUCUGUCAAUGAUUUGCCAUUUGGUGGUGUGGGUAACAGUGGCAUCGGCGCCUACCACGGCAAGCACAGCUUCGACCAGCUGAGUCACCUGAGGGGUUGUCUCGUCAAGCAGCUGAAGAUGGAGGGGAUGAACAACAUGCGCUACCCACCCCACACGCAAGACAAGCUGGGCUGGGCACGCUUCUUCAUCCUCAAGCACGAAUCCGUGGUCAAGACCUUUAAGUAUGCCGCACUGGCUGUGCUGGUGGUCAUCGCUGCCUUCAUGAUCCAGAGACUCUUAGACUGAUUCAGCAACCAAGAACACAACGUGACUGAUAUCUUCUAUCAAGUAAACACUGCUUCUAGUGGCCAUCCACCAUACUAAACUAAACUGAACUGGCCUUGACCUUUGAAGUGACUGAAAGAGGUGGUAAUUUUAACCAUUAUGCAAAGCUGCUUGUAGAGUAUUACUUUGUAACGAUUACACAUUAAUACUGACAGUUAUGUAAUUGAUUAUAUAUGAUUUUUAAAUCGGAUUCAUAGCACUUUAAUUUGUGUUUUAUUUUAAUUCAUUCAUUCAGCCUUUUAAAAAAUGCCUUAAUGUUCCGUUAGAGUAGAUUUCUCUUAAUAGAAGAAACUUAAACGUUGCAAUAUUGUCACAAAUGUACCCAUCUUUCUUUAUUUUAAUAUCGCCUCCACUCACAACUUGGCCUUGUCUGGUCUGUUGCAUUCCUAAUAAUGGGUUACAAUGAACCCCAUUACACCUAAAUAUUGGCAGACAGUAUGCUAAAGCAGCUAUUCAGCGUAUUGAAGUACCUCAGAAAGGAUUUAAGAAGGUUUUUGUUCACAUGAAGGAAUCUUCUGAAGGCAUUUUUAAGAAUUUUAAACAGUAAAUGGCAAAGUGAUUUCAAAUGAAGACAGAUAGUAGAAUGUGAAGGACAGGAGAUGAGUGCUGAAGUUAUAGUUCUGUUAUUGUAUUUUACUAUGGUCCAAUAUUGCACCUGCGUUAAGCCGUUAUACCUGACCAAUUCAUAUUCACAUUGACGCAGAUGUGAGUAUGCAGGCGAUGUACUUUUCUAUUCAAUGUUUCUACUUUUUGGCAUUUAUUAUGAAAAUAUUGUGAAAUAUGAAUUACCGGUAAGCCUUUACAUUUCAAUUAUGAAUGUUAACAGAUCUGCACAUGGAAAUGUUAUGACAUUUUAUCUAUUACAAAAUAUUUUUUGUUUAUUUGCAAAUAAAUAAAUAAUAUUUGCGAGA
This is a messenger RNA of Sardina pilchardus (European sardine), 2582 nucleotides long. RefSeq names its product aldehyde dehydrogenase 3 family, member A2b (gene aldh3a2b). Gene Ontology annotation, biological process: aldehyde metabolic process. Gene Ontology annotation, molecular function: 3-chloroallyl aldehyde dehydrogenase activity; aldehyde dehydrogenase (NAD+) activity. Bases 163 to 1632 code for a protein of 489 amino acids. Lineage: Eukaryota; Metazoa; Chordata; Actinopteri; Clupeiformes; Clupeidae. The transcript is spliced from 11 exons. The record is from RefSeq and is a predicted model, not a curated record. Gene Ontology annotation, cellular component: cytoplasm.